CCUUUUGAUAAUUUGAAUGAUCUCACACUAUUUGUUAGAUAUAGGUAUUUAAAAAAAAAAAACCUCUCCUUCCGUCACUGCGGCCGCAGCCAUGAGUAUGCUCAGGCUUCAGGAGAGGCUUGGCUCCAGUGUCCUCCACUGUGGCAAAAAGAAAGUCUGGUUGGACCCCAAUGAGACUAAUGAAAUCGCCAAUGCCAACUCUGGUCAGCAGAUCCGGAAACUGAUCAAAGAUGGGCUGAUCAUCCAGAAGCCUGUGACGGUCCAUUCCCGGGCUCGAUGCUGGAAAAACACCUUGGCCCGUCAGAAGGGCAGGCAUAUGGGCAUAGGUAAGCGAAAGGGUACUGCCAAUGCUCGAAUGACCGAGAAGGUAACCUGGAUGAGGAGGAUGAGAAUUCUGCACCGGCUGCUCAGAAGGUACCGUGAAUCGAAGAAGAUUGACCGCCACAUGUAUCACAGCCUGUACCUGAAAGUGAAGGGUAACCUGUUCAAAAACAAGCGGAUUCUCAUGGAGCAUAUCCACAAGCUGAAGGCAGACAAGGCUCGCAAGAAGCUUCUGGCGGACCAGGCUGAGGCCCGCAGGUCUAAGACCAAGGAAGCCCGCAAGCGCCGUGAAGAGCGGCUCCAGGCCAAGAAGGAGGAAAUCAUCAAGACUCUGUCCAAGGAGGAAGAGACCAAGAAAUAAAGUUCUCUCCCUCUUCUCUGUACAUAGUGCCCACAGCAAAUUGCAUAGAUCACUCAAUAAAAAACAAGCCUUUGUCCGCCUAAAAAAAAAAAAAAACCUAUGCGUUCUAUGCAUGGACCCCUGGGGUACAUCUGAUCAUCCUUUAUACUAGGUUCUAUAGUAUUAUACCUUUUUCGGCGUAAAUUAAUAACUUAAUAUCCAUUCAAAAGUCUUCCAUUCUUCAAAUGGUGGUGAGAUGUAAAUCUUAAUCCUUGAAAGUUUCUCAGACAAUAUUCUAAAAAAUGUUUGAAAAUCAGAAUAAUUUCCUUUAAUU
Hippopotamus amphibius kiboko is the source of this 995-nucleotide messenger RNA. RefSeq names its product 60S ribosomal protein L19-like. Gene Ontology annotation, cellular component: cytosolic large ribosomal subunit; ribosome. The record is from RefSeq and is a predicted model, not a curated record. Bases 92 to 682 code for a protein of 196 amino acids. NCBI's taxonomy places the organism in Eukaryota, Metazoa, Chordata, Mammalia, Artiodactyla, Hippopotamidae. Gene Ontology annotation, biological process: translation. Gene Ontology annotation, molecular function: RNA binding; structural constituent of ribosome. The transcript has a single exon.